UCUUCUAACCACGCGGACGAAGUCGCGGGCAACAGCUAGUAGUUUAUAAUCUUGAUGAACACUUGAUACGGGUACAGGGUAGUGUUCAUCAAGAUAUUACGUUCGCGAAUUGUUGCGGGCGGAGCCGGUGGCGACAACUAGUUAUAAAAUAAGAAACAUUAAAAACCGCGUCUGCCACCACGGUACCGCUGCGUUGUCAAUUGUCAGGCCUUUGGAUAACUAUGUAGGUAUAAUUAUCAUUUGAUCGUGUCUGCCUGUAAAGCUGAUGUAAAGAAACCUUUACUAACAUGCUCACCAGCUCCCUAGCUAUUUCCAGUAGUCCUCCAGACAUCCUAAUUAAAACACAAUAUACAUUAUAAUGUACUAAAAUAGAUAACAAUCAAAUUCUUGUUCCACAUAACUAGAUAAUUCAUCGGUAUCGAUACGAAAACGCUGACACCGCUAAAGAGUCACGUUUGCUGCUCGCGGGGCGCGUGCCCAUACAAGAACAAUUCUGUCUCCGCAUGCCAUAUCUAUAGGAUCUGGUGAUAGUGAUCAAAUAUUAAGGUGAUGGGUCGAAGGUAGAACCUCAUUUGAAAGGCUCGAUGUGAGCUCCCAAGAUGUGGCGGACAGUGUUCUGGUGUUUAGUUUUAAUCUAUGGGCACACAUCAUCACAACCUCUAGAAGAGGGUGAGAAUGCUCGUCAAACACGUCAGUUGGACUUCGGCCCCUGCUGUCCUUGCCCUGACGCUGACUCGACUGGCCAUGAUGACUUCCACCCAAUGGACUCCCUCAGGGCCGCGAGUACGGGCUCUCGCUUGCGGGAUGUGGACGACUGUCCUUGUAGGGGUCGCAGUGAGGACUCUGAUGGGGCUGCGUCAGUCUUCUUUCCGACUGCAUUGCGACCACGUGGCUCUGGCGUGAGGCCUGAUAAUAGGAAGGAAGAUAUCAAACCCCUGCUCCACCCAGAAGUGGAUCUCGCUUCAUCUGUACUCCAGACCAUACGAGAAGCCACUGAUGAAGAGUAUGAAGAUGCCUUAGCAAGGGAUGCCGCCAGGAGUAUGGCUAAAGCUGCUAUGGAAGACAUCUACGGAGAUGCUGCCCCUGAGGCAAGUAGAAACCUGGUCACAAUCAUAGUGAAGCCAAAGGAAGCUGAAAGUGAUGAUGAUAUCAUGAUGCCCCAUGAGUCUCGUAACCAUGAAUCACGGUGCAUACAUUCUCCAUUAGGAAGUACUAGAAAUCUUGGCAAGAUGCGAGUUGCACACAAUCCUCCAAACUUAUUGCAUGAUAUAUUUGGUCUGCCUAGGAGAAGCAAGCCCGGUCUGCUACAUAGAAAUCUACUGGAUUUGGAUAGCGGUUUCGGUGCAAGCAAUGUUAAUGAACAAGUAAUGCGCGUUGAUAAUGACCGUAUUCCUUUAAAGGAGUCAAACUUUAGAGUGGGGUCAAACAAUGAUUAUAAUAAUAAGGAAACUAAUUUGAAACUCCCUUCAAUCCACGAUAAAUUAAAAGAUUUAAUAUCGGGAAGAUCAUCUUUAGACGAUGUGAUCAAGACUCCUCUGCCCACGCUGCCAAAACUGAAACCAAUUACUCCGAAGUUAAACAUAAAUAGUGAUAAUACUGACCUUUCUUCAUCGCCAAGCAAUGUUAAAGAAGAAGUUGGAAAAUUAUCUUCACAUUUCGAAAACAUUUUACCCAAAGCUAGACCCUUGGAUCUAAAAAACUUGCUGAAGCUAAAAGAUGUUGAAUUGGUUCCACUCAAAGACCUCAUCAAGGCUAAAAACAAACCAACAUUACAGCUACCGUCUAGAAUAACCAACGAAGAACCUUCGAGGGAAGCUGAUGAAAGUGAAGUGAAGGAUUUAUUAAACUUAGUACCAAGAGUCAGAACAGUUGAGCUUUCAGAUGCUGAAGUAAGUCCCACUAAUGUAAUUCAACAAGUGAUUGACAAUAACUGUGAUAAUAAUGCUAGGGACACAAAUUCUGAAUCUAAUAUCGCUGAGUCUGAAGAUAAGGAUUCAUCGGAAUUCUUUAACACAACACCAAGCUCAGAAUUAGCUGAGUCAAAUGUAAAUGAAAGGAGUACUGAAAUUAAUGAUAGUCAGUCAGGCGUCAGCAGUCAUAAUGAUUGUGAUUUAGGGACAAUGCCUGCUACAGAAUCUGAUCUUCCAACACCAAAGGAGCGAAGCAAAGGAGCACCAAGCGAUUUGAAUCAGGACUUACAAGACGUUGAAAAUAGUGAUUCUGGUUCUAUCGAGGAACCUUCUUCAAAUGAGCUGGUUGGUGGACAAGAGGAAAGUGUUGAUUCUAGUCAAGACAAUUGUUUAGACGGAAAAAGUGAUUCGGAUUCCAUGACUGGAGCCAGUAACACGGUUAGCAGUAUUGUUGAACCAGAUUCAACCACGGAUGAUUUUGUUGAUGAACCAGUAGCGCGUCAAACACAAGAUGGAAACAAUGGCAUUAACUCCCUUGAUGAUGUAAAGCCUAAAUUAAUAGAUCCUCUUAAUCUUGAUAGAACUUUUAAUACUAUCAAGAAAAACAUAAUUGAGAAAAUAGAAAGUCUUAAAAUUCCUAAACCAAAGCCAAGAAACUCAAAUCUAUUUGCUAAGGAAUCGCUCGAAGAUGAAAGCCAGAAUCCGGAUGCCAAAAAUGAAGAGUCUGUUCAAAUAACAUCUGUAAAACCGGAAAACGAAGUAGGUAAAGACAGUUCAGAAAAUUUUGGAGAUAGUGGUACUCAAGUUAGCAUGCAAGAUUUACAAGAAAUGUCAGAUUCUAUGUUACAACAUGAAAAUAAAGACAAAUCUCGGAGUAACGUAGAAUGUAAUGUACCAAUUGAAGAAACAGUUGAACCAAAAGCAACAAAAGAAAUGGAAAGCGCGGAAAUGAAGGAUUCAAUUGAGGAGAAAAUACCUGAUGCUCAAAAUGACGACGACAUGAACACACAGAGUUCAAACAACAGUGAUAAUGUAAAGGACACUUGCGGGAGCGACUUACAACAACAGCCAAAAGCUCAAGAACAAGAUGCGAAUGUCGGAGCAAGCGAAACUGUUAUAAGUAAAAUACCUCCUAGGAAUUCAGUCAAAACAAUUCAGUUAAGUGAUAUAGUCCAGCCCUGUGGUGACGGUAUUCUUCAAAGUCCACUUCCUGAUCUAAAUAAUGUUUUAAAAUUAUCUCCGAUGCCCACACUUGAGGACAUUAAGACGACAGUAACGAAUUUAUUUGAUAAAGGCGAACGCAACGCAGAAAAUAUAUUACCAUUGAAGACAGUACCGUUGGCACUCGAUCCUGCAAAGAUUCUAGAGCCACUAAUGGCAACAGAUGCCAGUAGUCGAAACAGUCACACAAAACCAGCGCCAGAACGUUUUCUAGACGAUCUGAACAUUUUGAAAUUGCAGCCUCCAUCGUUGUUGUCUUCACCAAAAUUGUCGGAUGACUUCGGAUUCAAACCAAUUAAUUUUCAGCCAAGUUUCGAUAAUAUAGGACUUGGUUCAGCUAGGGGUCGGAGUAGUUCAAAGAUUCGAAACCCAUUGGAUUCGCUAAAGCUUGGUGAUAUUGGAGCAAGGAGUAAUUUUAGUCCACAGAACAUACUUAAAUCUUCUAUGAGGCAUGAUGAUCUUUUAAAUGGUCGAGCGUUGAGUGAUCUAUCUCAAAACAUAAAUUCUCAUUUCAAAAAAGCCUCACGGAACAUGCAAAACAUGCUAGGGUCCACUUUUAAUGGUGCCAAGAUAGCUAGUCCUAUUCAAUUAGAGCCCCACGAGUUGUUAGAAACUAUAUCAAGAAAUCAUGAGGAUGUCAGUGAUAAAUUAAAGGCAAUACACAUGGACUUUAAUGAUAGAAUAGAAACAAUGCGCAAUGACCUUUUGGACAAAUCCAGACUACUGUCCAGCGACUCUCUUAAUAGGAAACCUAGCUUUAAAUCAUCAAGAGAUCAACAUCAAUCUUUAUUACGCUCUUCACAACCUAAGGCAACUACCAGGAAAAAUACAUCUUCUCGGGGUCCUGAACUGAAAUCAAACAACAAAGUUUCUUCACCAUCGAGUAGAACUAAGCAGUUCAAAAUGCCAACAGCUGCAAGUGUGCCGGUUCCAAAAAGUCUCAAUGUACCUGAACUUAAAACGAUGUCAAAGCCAGGACUCGUGUCUCAGCGAGUAGCUAGUUCAAAUGCACCUAAAAUAGAGCUACCUCGACCUAAUUUCAAUACAUUUCGUAGUGAAGGAAGCAACACGAAGCCGUUUAACAAACCUUUGACUAAACCAAUCAGUCCGUUUGGAGACCCUAAAGUUAAAGUGUCAUUUUCGACUACUCCCCGGCCUAGAAUGGAUGUUGGCAGACCAAAAACUCAAGAGAAAAUAGACCUAAAAGCGAACCUUGAAAAUCGUAGAAUACAGAGUGAUGCAAGGCAAACAAAACUCUCAACUCCUAGUGGACUUCUUAACAAGUACAAACCAUUACCAAAGAAUGUGGAAAACGACAUAAGAAUAUCUACACCAUUACGGACACCAAUCCCAAAACUAGGCAAUUUAGAAAAUGAUGGAAAUGUAGGUAACCUGCUAUCAUGGCCAAAAGCUUCUGAAAGCGCAUUUUUAAGCAAAGUAAAGGAGGCUGUUAAUGCACGUUUACCAGCGUCUGGUCUUCCGAACCGUUUUCAACAGGAGAAAACACAACAUAUUGUAAAAAGUGCUUCAGCAAGGACGAGAGACGAGGCUAUGAAAGGUGCGGAUAUGACGCGAGCAGCCUCAGAAGUUGUUGAGAGAACUGAUGGACAACCCUUGAAAGAAAAUGUUACCUACAAAUGCAAAAUGGUUUGCACUAAGGAAAACAACGAAAAUGUAUAAUCUUGUACCUGACCAUAAAAAACACAAAUAAUGAGUGAAAUCUCGCACUCGUCAUUGGUUCAUAAUAAUGUAAUUAGUGCAUAAUAAUAAAAUAAUAAUGAUUCAUCAUAUGAUAAGAAGCAUAGCGGAAACAUAUUAUGACAGUCGUACGAAAUUUAAAAAUGACAGAAAUUGUGUCUCUCACACUAUACUCUUUCAGUCAUUAGGUUAUCACAAAUAGCUAUUAAGUUUUUUUUAGACUUUUACUUUAUUAGGAGAAAUGUUUUGUAAAUAUUUUUAUACGAAUCUCAUGUAAAAUGUAAAUAACCUUUGACCUUUGGACAAGGGUAAAAUACAUGUUUAUGAAAU
Molecule: messenger RNA, 5159 nt
Organism: Trichoplusia ni (cabbage looper)
Lineage: Eukaryota; Metazoa; Arthropoda; Insecta; Lepidoptera; Noctuidae
Exons: 3
Coding region: 600-4811 (1403 amino acids)
Source: RefSeq, a predicted model, not a curated record